AUGACUGACUUUGUUCCAUUACCUCAAGGUGCUGGAUAUGCAAUUGUUGUUGGUUUAGGUGCUGUAUUUGCAAUUGGAAUGGUUGUAACAACUUUUGCUUUAAAAAGAUAUCAAAAAGAAAUUCAAACAUCAGAAGAAUUUGCAAACGCUGGUCGUAGUGUAAAAUCUGGUUUAAUAUCUGCUGCUGUUGUUUCAAGUUGGACAUGGUCUGCUACUUUAUUGACUUCAACUGCUCAAGUUUAUAAAAAUGGUAUAGCUGGAUCUGUAUUUUAUGCAUUUGGAGCUACUGUUCAAAUUAUAUUAUUCAGUGUUGUAGCUAUUCGAGCUCGUCAAAGAGCUCCAAAUGCUCAUACAUACUUGGAAAUUGUUAAAGCAAGAUAUGGUACAACUACUCAUUUUGUUUAUAUAUUUUUUGGAUUAGUUACAAAUAUAUUAGUGACUGCAAUGUUACUUGCUGGUGGAUCAGCUGCUGUUCAAGAUUUAACUGGAAUGCAUCCUGUUGCUGCUUGUUUACUUUUACCUUUGGGGGUUGUGAUUUAUACAUUAUUCGGUGGUAUAAAAGCUACUUUUUUAACUGAUUAUGUUCAUACAGUGAUCUUAGUUGUUAUUAUAAUGAUUUUUGGCUUUACAGCUUUUGUUACAUCUUCAAAAUUAGGAUCGCCUGGAGCUGUUUGGGAUUUGGUAACCAAGUUGGCCGCAACACGCCCAGUGGACGGGAAUUCGCACGGAUCUUAUUUAACGAUGAAGUCAAAAUCGGGCGGAAUCUUUUUUGUGUAAGUUUUCUAAAAAUUGAUUUUUAUCAAAUAUUUUCAACAACAAGUACUAACUACUUCUUAAGAUGCAACUUGGUAGGCAAUUUUGGAACAGUCUUCCUUGAUAAUGGAUAUUUUAAUAAAUCUUUCUCUGCAAAGGCAGAUUGUCUAGGAGGAAAUAAAUUACAUGGUUGGGGAUAUAUUAAAGGUGGACUUGCAUGGCUUCCAGUGCCUUGUUUUACAUCUUUGGUUAUGGGAUUGAGUGCUUUGGCCUUAGAAAAUACAGAAUAUUGGCCAUUAGGAAGACCAAUGACUGCUGAUGAAGUUUCAAGUGGAUUAGUCUUACCAAAUGCUGCAAGUGCUUUAUUAGGAAAAGGAGGUGCAGUUUUAGCUUUACUUAUGGUAUUUAUGGCAGUAACAAGUGCAAUGAGUGCUGAAUUAAUUGCUGUUUCAACGAUUGGAACUUAUGAUAUUUAUAGAACUUACAUUAAUCCAAAUGCCCUGGGGAAAAAAUUGAUUGUAGUUUCACAUACAACAGUUGUGUUAUUUGCUUAUAUAUUAGCUGGUUUUGCAAUUGGAUUACAUUAUGCUAAUGUUUCAAUGGGUUAUUUAUAUGAAAUGAUGGGUGUUAUAAUUGGUGGUGCUGUUUUACCAUCAACAUUAACUGUUUUAUCUUCACGUCAAAAUUGGGCUGCAGCUACAUUUACACCGCCAAUUGCUACAGGGUUAGCAAUAAUGUCAUGGCUAGUUUGCACUAAGUCUGAAGCCGGUAGUGUUACAUAUUUGAAUACGUUUUUGGAUAAUCCAAUGGUAACUGGUAAUUGUGUUGCUUUACUUGCUCCAAUUGUUUUUACAAUUUUAUUUACAUUGAUUUUCAAGCCACAAAAUUUUGAUUGGAAAAUAUUGAAUGAAAAAAUUACAAGAGUUGAUGAAGAAGAAGAAAUUGAUAAGGCAUUGAAUUUAAAUACUUCAAAUGAUGAUGAUGAAAAAAUGAGUCCAAUCAAGUCUACAUUUUCAGUUAUUGCAAGUCAAGUAAUUGAUCAAGAUAGUAAUGAAAGAAUUCAAUAUACAAAUGAACAAAUAUUAUUACAGAAUGCAUUCAAAGUAUGUUCAAUAGUUUGUGUUACAUUGACUAUAUGUUUAAUUGUUUUAUUCCCAAUGCCAAUGUAUGGUACUGGUUAUGUAUUUUCAAAGAAGUUCUUUACAGGUUGGGUAGCUGUAUUCUUCAUUUGGUUAUGGUAUACAGCUUAUCAAGUUAUAGUAGCUCCAAUAAUUGAAAGUAGAGAAGGUAUUUAUACUACAGCAAGAGGCAUUUAUUGGGAUUUGACAGGUCAAAGUUAUAAAUUAAGACAAUGGCAAGAAGAACAUCCUGAAAAAUUACAUGUCAUUCAAUCGCAAAUUCAAGCACAAUUAUCUAAUCAAAUUCAUGUUGUUGAUGGAAAAAUUGUUGGAAAUGAUGGUUAUACAACUCCAACUAAUAUAGAUGAAGCUUUAGAUGAGAAGAAGUAG
Molecule: messenger RNA, 2261 nt
Organism: Insectozyma verbasci
Lineage: Eukaryota; Fungi; Ascomycota; Pichiomycetes; Serinales; Debaryomycetaceae
Source: the annotation of a GenBank genome assembly